CUUCGAAACAUGGACGCCGCGGCAGCAGUAGCGAAGAUCAAGCAAAUCCAGGCGGCAUUGAAAGUCAUUGCAGUCUUGGGCUUUACUGCCAUACAUUUCCCACAAUCGGCCAUAGUAACAAAUGGCGCUAGUUACGACUACAUUAUAGUGGGCGCGGGAAGCGCAGGUUGCGUGCUAGCCAACCGGCUUACGGAGAAUAAGGACGUCAAUGUCUUGCUUAUAGAAGCAGGUGGAGACCCGCCUUUGGAGUCAAUGCUCCCAGGAUUAGUAACAUACCUACCACACUCAUCUUACGACUGGAACUACACAGGCGCGUUUGACAAAAAUAGAAAGGAAUACCAAAACAACAUAAGACUCUCUCUGACUCAAGGAAAAAUGCUGGGUGGUUCUAGCAGCCUCAAUUACAUGUUCUAUGUAAGGGGAAAUCCUCAGGACUAUAAAACUUGGGCAGAAGUCACUGAAGAUGAAUCUUGGAAAUAUGAAAAUCUACUUCAAUACUUCAAAAAGAGCGAAUAUAUGGAAGAUACUUCUAUACUUAAUUCUAAAUACAAGGACUUUCAUGGCACGAAUGGAUUUCUACAUGUGUUAAGGGCAUCAAAUCCAGAGGCAGAAGAAUACCUUAAAAUGUUUGAGGAAAUAGGGCAUAAAGUGAUUCUUGAUCCUAAUGACUAUGAAACCUUAGGAUAUACCCAGCCUUGCUAUACUGUAUCCAAGUCGGGAGAAAGACAAAGCACAGCGUUCAGUUUUCUAAGACCAGUCAAACAACGACUUAAUCUUCAUGUUCUUAAAAACACACUUGUUACUAAAAUCUUAUUCGAUUAUUUUAAUAAUGCUGUAGGAGUAGAAGCAUUGACUGACAACAAAGAACCUAUUACUAUAUCGGCUGAUAAAGAAGUUAUAAUCUCAGCAGGUGGAAUAAACUCUGCAAAACUUCUGCUACAGUCUGGCCUAGGUCCCGCAGAACACUUAAACUCAUUCGGUAUCAAAGUUGUAUCUGACCUACCUGUUGGUGAAAAUUUACAAGACCAUGUAGGAUCAGUUGUAGCGUACAAGCUUACAAAAGCUCACGACUUAGAAAAGAUGCCGAAGAAUUCUGAAAAUCGUUUUCUUUCAAUCUUAGGAUUUACUGCACUUGACAAAUCGCAACAUCAACCCACGUACGAAUCAGCACUUAUGGUAAAUCCAAAUGAUUUCGAGGGACCCGUACAAAGUUGUGCAUUUGAGUAUGGACUACAGUAUGAAGUCUGUCAAAAGAUUUAUGAAGCUGGUAGGGGUACAGAAAUGAUUUUUCAAACUUUAAUUCUGUUACAUCCAAAAUCACGAGGAUUGAUUCAAUUACAAAGUGCUGACCCUGCUGACCCACCCUUGGUAUAUCUGAACUAUUACUCAGAUGACUCGGAUUUAGAUACCAUGGCGAAAUCUUUAGCGGAUUUUGAUAAGAUACGAAACUCGACGUACUUUAAAAGUGUCGGAGGUGAGUUGGUAGAUUUGGAAUUGCCGAAAUGUCGUGGUAUGGAGAUUGGGAGUCACGAGUAUUGGAGGUGUUAUGCAUUCAGUACAAAAACGACUAUAUUCCACUAUAGUGGUGCGUGCGCGAUGGGCAGUGUGGUGGACGCGCGGCUGCGCGUGCGCGGCGUGCAGCGCCUGCGUGUGGCCGACAGCAGCGCGAUGCCAAACAUCACCAGCGGUAAUAUUAAUGCGCCCGUCAUUAUGCUGGCAGAGAAAGCUGCUGAUAUGAUUAAAGAAGACAAUUCGUGUCAAGAGUAGUCCUCUACACUAUACCUACAUGGUAUCAUAUGAAUGUUAUUUGAUGUAAUAUUAUAGUAUCUAUUUGAUACUAUUACGUAUUACGAUAAUGUUACGUUACUUUAGUUGUCUUGUCUGUGUGGUACGUGUAAAUGAUAGAUUAAUUAGGUCAUUAAUUUUGUAUAGCAUUAAAUUUUGUAUGAAAUGAAUAUGCACUCUUGUAUAAAUGCAACUUUGUCUUUCGUUUUUAAAGAACCAAGACAGCCUUUACCAGUUGGUGUGGUGAAAAACAUAUAACACAUGUGAGUUUUGUAAUGUUUAC
Molecule: messenger RNA, 2068 nt
Organism: Leguminivora glycinivorella
Lineage: Eukaryota; Metazoa; Arthropoda; Insecta; Lepidoptera; Tortricidae
Product: ecdysone oxidase-like
Exons: 3
Coding region: 10-1767 (585 amino acids)
Molecular function (GO): oxidoreductase activity, acting on CH-OH group of donors; flavin adenine dinucleotide binding
Source: RefSeq, a predicted model, not a curated record